This is a messenger RNA of Rhineura floridana, 6396 nucleotides long. RefSeq names its product mitochondrial adenyl nucleotide antiporter SLC25A23-like. Gene Ontology annotation, biological process: transmembrane transport. Gene Ontology annotation, molecular function: calcium ion binding; ATP transmembrane transporter activity. The transcript has 10 exons. NCBI's taxonomy places the organism in Eukaryota, Metazoa, Chordata, Lepidosauria, Squamata, Rhineuridae. The record is from RefSeq and is a predicted model, not a curated record. Bases 231 to 1676 code for a protein of 481 amino acids. Gene Ontology annotation, cellular component: mitochondrial inner membrane.
AAAUCACUGUGGGAGGCGACGCCAACCAGCACAUUGUUAAAUGCCCUUCUGCUGGCGGGUGCCUGCGUUUUUGCAAAGCGAGCCUGACUUGAGACUGGGCAGGAGGAGUGAAGCUAUGGAGCUUGGCCCAUGCUGCAGGGCAAGCAACAACGGCAGCCACCCUGAAGGCAUAAACCUAUUAGUACCACCGCCCAUCGCGGGGGUCUAGUGAAGAGAACAAGUGCCGUGCCAUGCUGGGGCCCCGAGAGAGGUCUGGGCCUCGGCAGGUGAUCCUCCAGGAAAACUCCCGCGACCCCGAUCGCCACCAGCGUUGGGCCAAUCUCUUCGAGCAGCUAGACACCAACAAGGAUGGGCGAGUGGACAUCAAUGAGCUCCGCGAGGGCCUGGCCCGAAUGGGCAUGGACGCCAGCUCCCACGCCGAGCAGGAUAUCCUACGUGAGGGCGAUACAGACAAUGAUGGACAGCUUAAUUUUGAGGAAUUUUCCCGCUACCUCCAGGAACGUGAACGCAAACUGCUGCUGAUGUUUCACAGCCUAGACCGCAACCAUGAUGGCCAGAUUGAUGUUUCUGAGAUCCAGCAAACCUUCCAUAGCUUGGGUGUUUACAUCUCCCUGCAGCAAGCAGAGAAAAUUUUGCACAGCAUAGACAAGGAUGGCACCAUGACCAUUGACUGGCAUGAAUGGCGGGACCACUUCAUCCUCAACCCACUCGAGAACAUGGAAGAGAUUGUACACUACUGGAAACACUCAACGGUCCUUGACAUUGGUGAGUGCCUCACUGUCCCAGAUGAGUUUUCCGAGAAAGAGAAGAAGACGGGGAUGUGGUGGAAGCAACUCAUUGCUGGAGCUAUGGCUGGUGCUGUCUCCAGGACCGGAACUGCGCCAUUGGACCGGCUGAAAGUUUUCAUGCAGGUCCAUGCCUCAAAGAGCAACAACAUGAAUGUAUUAGGAGGAUUGCAGGGCAUGAUAAGCGAGGGAGGCAUCCACUCACUAUGGCGAGGCAAUGGCAUCAAUGUCCUCAAGAUUGCACCUGAGUCUGCCAUCAAGUUCAUGGCCUACGAACAGAUCAAGCGGGUGAUUCGUGGGCAACAAGAGACGUUGAGAGUGCAGGAGAGAUUUAUUGCUGGCUCACUGGCUGGUGCCACAGCACAAACCAUAAUCUAUCCCAUGGAGGUUCUAAAGACACGGCUGACCCUCCGCAAAACAGGCCAGUACUCAGGAGUGGCUGACUGUGCCAGGCAGGUCCUGCAGAAUGAAGGAAUCCGUGCUUUUUACAAGGGCUACCUGCCAAAUGUGCUGGGCAUCAUCCCCUAUGCUGGCAUUGACUUAGCAGUUUAUGAGACCCUGAAGAACACCUGGCUGCAGAAAUACAGCAAGAACACAGCUGACCCAGGCGUUCUGGUGCUCUUGGGCUGUGGCACCAUCUCCAGCACUUGUGGCCAGAUUGCCAGCUACCCCUUAGCUCUGGUGCGGACCCGGAUGCAGGCCCAAGCAACCAUUGAAGGUGCUCCACAGCUAACCAUGCUGGGGCUCUUUCGGCACAUCCUUUCCCGAGAAGGGGUGUUGGGCCUCUAUCGUGGCAUCGCCCCCAACUUCAUGAAGGUUAUUCCUGCUGUCAGCAUCAGCUAUGUUGUGUAUGAGAACAUGAAGCAGGCUCUGGGGGUAACGUCCAGAUGAAGUGGAUGCCUCCCUCACCCAAAUGGCCAGGACCUACCUCUCAAGAAAGAUGGCUCUUCCUGACAGUGGGUUCCAAAGCAGUAGCAGGUGGGGCCAUGCCUCCUCUGCUCUAGGGUCCUGGGGAGGGGGCUGUGAGAAGAGGAAGAGUGCUAGAGUGGACUGGCCCAGGUUCUCCCCAUCCUCACCAAGAGCAGAGUCCUUCCCAGGCAAGGAGCACUGAGGAGGGCUGGCCCACUCGCGCACAGAGAUGUUUUCCCCACAGAGGCCUGGGGAUGGGAAGUGCCAUGGCCCUUUUGAGGUAGAUUUUCAUAGGGCUCCCACAUGGUGGAGUCUUUGGAGAUGGCCUCACCAAUCAGGCUUGCUUCUGAGUCAAAGCUCUUCCCCAGCAGCCUACCGCUCACUGCGUGUGUCUUCUUCCCCUCCAUCGUCCAAUAUGACAACCACAUCAUGUUUCCUGUUCUGCAUGUUUCUACCAGACACAUCAUGAUCCAGUGGGAAACCAACCCAAUCAGCAUUGAUUGCCAUUGAUGUGUUGCCAGAUCUGAAUGAGCAGCUGUCCGCUUAGCAUAGUGGGGAGACUCUGGAUCACUCCCCAUUUAAUCAGCAGUCUCCCAGCAUUGGAGACAACACAUUCAGGGACAAUCUAUCACACUGGAGACAUUAGAAAUUUCAGUAAUUACCUCCAGGAGUUUUUCAAGCCAGUUUGUUGAUACGCCAGCAGCAUAGGCAUCUGGGGGUUUGAGGAUGGGAGAAGACAGAUUCCUAACCCUCCCGCAAGAUUUCCACUUGCAAAAACUGAAUGUUUAUCCCUCUUCCAUACCUCCUUCUUUCAGAUCCUGUAGGGGUGCUGGAGCCCCUGAUGAUUGCAUUUUAGCCCAGCUCUACUUUACCUUUACCAAAUAUGGAAAGUGUCUGUAUAUUUUGCACAUUGACUGUUUUGAACUUAUAAGACUGGUCUGCGCUCUUUUCUCUACCUAGACAUCUGGAGAGGAACUGAAAUGUCUUCCCAUCCCACCCCACCCCCACCCUCCCUCCCUUCGAGCUGGUGGAGAAUGCAGAAAGAAAUUGCAAGGGCUAGUUUGUUCUCAUCAUCAAUGCACUUUGCCUGAGGAUCCUGGAUUUCUUGUGCAAACACAUUUCUGCUUGCUAGGAGAAGUUUGCAUUGAUCACACCAGCAUUGUUGCUUAAGAAAUGCCACACCCACACACCCCAUAGCGCUUGAAUCCAUGGUCCCUGCUUUCCAUGUCCCUGUUCUGUCUUGCUGUCCUCUAUUCAUUGGCAGGUUGUAAUAGAAAGGAGGUAGGAACUUAUAUUUUCCUUUUUUCUUCUGGGGGAUAUUGCUUUGAAAGCUGUAGAAGAGGCAGGUUAGUAGCUAAUCAAAUUGCCCAGACAGACCUUCCUCCCCAUCCACCAUCCAAUACUUUUUUUUUUAAAGGCUCCAAUAGGUUACAUGGAACACUAUCUUCAGAUGUGGGCAGUGCUGGGUUAGUAGGGUUGCCAGCCUCUGCUAAACUGAUCUAUGGAGUGCAAGUAGAGUUGCCCUAAAAACAAUAACAAAGAUUCUAUGCCAAGAAAAGCAAUCUUUGUUGUUUUGCAUAAUUUACUCUGCUUCUGCUAAUCAUGGGCAAGGAGAUAUGACAGGCACUGAAUUCGUCGUCCCCCCCCCCCCCGUUUUACUCAGGAACUUGUCUGGCAUCUGAGAUUUACCCCCAGGCAUUUCAUUGCUCUUACGCCUUGCAACCAUAAGGGCUACAGACAUGUUGUGCGGGAGGGGGGGUGUAGGGGAGAUGAAGCCAAAUGUUAUGUUCAGGACACACCCUGGACUUUCGUAACCAUUACUAGAAGACACCAACAAUUGAAGUUGACCUCCUGCAUUCUCCCACGGUUUUGAUACCUGGGACACAGCAGUGUGGGUUUUUGGGAGGGGAGUCUGGGUUAAAAUUGGAAGGCAUAAUUUACUGUUACAUCUAUAUUUUUCAUGAUUGGCUUCCAAAAAAGUAGGAAGUCAGUGGUGGGACAGAGCUGUUGGGCCAUUGACCUCCCCACACUGGUACUACUGCUGCUAACCUAGAUGGGGCUGAGGUGGAGCAGCAGUGAAGUCAGGGUGGUGUGGGCACCCUGGCAGGGGUACCAGUUCGGUCCUGUCGGUGCACCUACAUGGGCCCAAGCUUACACCCAUCCAAAUAAGUAGUAGCGAUGCAAAUAUCAGGAGGAUAGCUCUGCCCCACCACACCUGCUGCUACUGAAAGGCAUCCUCCUCAGCAAGUGCAGGAUAGCCCAGUCCUCCCCUCCCCUUUGCCUUGUCAAUUUAGGCUCAAAGGUGGGGUGGUGAUUUCUGGAUUACGGUAAAUCCACUGUGAUUCAUCCAGUCCUGUCAGCUGUAGUGUUGUGCUGUGUCUGGGAAUUCAUCUCUCUCUUGGGUUGAUAUCUUUGGCCAUAUCGUUUUCUUUUUUUCUUUGGAGAAUUUUUAUUUGCAAAUUUAAUAAAAAGAAAGAGCAAUAUAUAUAGAUAAACAUUACCAGCUGACAUUAACAAUAGGAAUAUUCCACCAGAUCUAAUUUAAACAUACAGAUUAAUAUAAGCAGCCUACAGUAUAUGUCUAAAUAGGUUUCUAAACAAGAUUAACAAUUAUAAGCAUGCCUCUGAACACAAAAAGGGCACCAUACAUUUAAAGCACAUGGCUUCCCCCAAAGAAUCCUGGGAACUGUAGUUUGUUACGGGUGGUGGGAAUUUGUAGCUCUGUGAGGGGUAAGCUACAAUUCCCAGUCCUUGGGGAAGCCAUGUGCUUUAGAUGUAUGGUGUGGAUGUGACUUCUUGGGAAGGGAUCAAUGCUGCACAAGACCUUCACAUUUCAAGUGGCAACAAACUACAGAGUCAUUCAUGAUGUAUCCGCAGUGGUGGCUUUCUACUUGGGCCCCUCUUGUGGAACACAGGUUAGGAAUUGGAGCCCUAAGGACUCAUCCAGACAGCAUCUUUCCUACAUGACUAAAGCAGUAGCAUAUUGGUGGGGAAGCCUCACACAAAAAGGAUGCCAAAGAGGGAGGAGAGGUUUUGUGCAGUAGUCAAUCCACAGUGCAACUUGUAUGAGUCUCCAGCGGCUGACUACGCUAGCAGUAAUUAGCAUGAGGACAUGGCAUUUCCCUGUAAGGGAAACCUAUCUCAACUCAUGCAACAGAGAGGGUGAACCUAUUCCAAGUUCAACAAGGCUUUUGGCCCUUUUAAGAGCUUCGAGAAAGACAUUAGUUCUUCAGGUGUAGGUUCUCAGACUGAAGUUACAGAAAAAUGGGUACUGAAUAUCACCUCUCUUUUAGAACUUUUAACAGGAGAGAAUCCCUGUGUUUUCAUUACCAAAAGAAAUGGAGAGAGAUUAUGAGUGUGUAUACCUGCCUGUAUUCCUAUCAGGCUGCAUUCCUAGAGGGAGGGGAUGAUACAAAAAUCCAGAGGAGAAAGAAAGGUGGGGAACCCAUUGGAUAACAACUGACAUGAUGCUAUUUGGAAGAGGACUCAACCCUCUCUGGGCUAAUUUUGGCAGAGAAAUGUUUUAAGAUUGUUUUCAGUGAAAGCUUGUUUUUGAUUUAAGCUAAUGGCACUUGGUUUUAGUAGCAAAGGGAGAGAACAGAAGUCAAAAAACAGACAAGAGAUUGACCAUACAGGGUUGAAGCAAAGAUAAAAGUAUUCAUUGAGCCUGGCUGGCAGUUCUUUCCUGGGGUAAUUGUUCCAAUGGGGAGGAGAGGCAGGAUUGUCAAGCUUCCCUCUGUGUCUUGCAGCUUUGUCACCACAUUGGGAGAAAAGGCAGUGGCAGUUUCUGCUACCCAUUCCUGUCUUUUGUCCCUUCCUCUGUUGGCUAUAACACGGCAGGACCCCUAGGUGUGCUGUGCAGAAGAUGGGGGAAGGAGGGAUAAAUAAAAGGGCUGGAGAAAAAAACAGGUGGGAUAAACUGUCACUGCGGCUGCCUCAUCUCCCAGUCCAGCUGCACACUGGAAAGGUGUGAGGGGAAUCUUUAGGAUGCUGUCUGGCAAUCCGAAGGAGAGGGUUAAUUUGUAUGUGACAUAAAACAUGGUGUGGACAUAAGAAAAAGUUUGGAGAAUUGGGCUGUGGAGGCAAAGAGCUGGACCAGAUCCUCUCCUGCGAGUGAUUCUGCACAAUAGUUGUGGAACCAAUUAUUUAUUUAUUUUAUUUAUUAUUACACUUAUAUCCCACCCUUCCUCCAAGGAGCCAAAGGGGGUAUACAAACAUGGUUCUCCUCCCACAACCGAUUUUAUCCUUACAACAACCCUGUAAGGUAGGUUAGGCUGAGAGGCAGCGACUGGCUCAAGGUCACCCAGUGAGCUUCAUGGCUAAGCAAGGAUUUGAACUCUGGUCUUCCAGGUCCUAGUCUGACACUCAAACCACUACACCACAUUGGCUCUGGUCCCAAGUUAACUGAGCAGUGAAAAGACAUUUGGACUGUAAAAAUCAGAUGAUCUCUGACCUAAAAUGUUCUAAGAAGCUAGGUACUUUCUGUCACUUGCUUCCAGAACAAGCGAGGGCUCUGGUGUUUAGCAGAGUAUUCAGUUUUUAAGGGCUGCACAAAGGGGAAAAUUCUACCAACAGCUUUUGCAUUCAUCUUGCACUCCUUUUUCUUUAUAAAUCCUGCCUGAAUCUGACUCCAGCAAGGCUAUUUCUGUACAUCUGUUGCUGCUUCAUUUUGUGUUGAUAUUUCAGAGGGGGAAAAACACAA